AUGGCGGUGAGGGGCAGCACCGUGUUCAUCUGCUACGAGACGAAGGCGAAGAAGGAGCGGCCAGCAGCGGCGGCAGGAGGCGGGGAGGGGAAGAGGGAGCGGCCGCGGGCGGCGCAGGAGGGAGGGGCCCAGAAGCAGGAGGAGCCCGCCCGCAAGAAGGGCAAGAAGGGCGAGGGGCAGCCCGGCGGCCCGGAGGGCGGGGGCGGCGGGGCCCACGCCUCCCCGGCCGCGAAGGAGGGCAGGAGGCCGAAGGCGGCGCCCGCGGAGGAGUCGGCGGAGAAGCUGGAGAAGCGACGCGCGAAAGCCGCCGCCGAGGAGGAGGAGGCUCCCGAGGAGGCUCCCGAGGCGCCCCGGAGAGAGAAGAAGAAGAGGAAGGCCAGCGGCGGCGGCGAGCCGGGCCCCGCGUGA
This is a messenger RNA of Prorocentrum cordatum, 408 nucleotides long. The record is from the annotation of a GenBank genome assembly. NCBI's taxonomy places the organism in Eukaryota, Dinophyceae, Prorocentrales, Prorocentraceae.